Molecule: messenger RNA, 6243 nt
Organism: Oncorhynchus gorbuscha (pink salmon)
Lineage: Eukaryota; Metazoa; Chordata; Actinopteri; Salmoniformes; Salmonidae
Product: protein MON2 homolog
Exons: 37
Coding region: 371-5635 (1754 amino acids)
Source: RefSeq, a predicted model, not a curated record
AUGUCUACCAAAGCAUUGUGGGAUUGAAACGGUGCUCGCAAUGGUGACUGCUGGAGCCGUAAGAACUACGGGUGAAACUGAGAAAUAUUAACCAUAUAAAUGUCACUAGAACUGUGCUAGUGAUGAUAAUCUAUGACACCACCGUCUAGGCGUUUUUGUUGUGGACAAGUUUAUGCCCGUGUCAUCCCUUCCAUUCUGUAUGGGCAAAGUAGAAAACUGGAAUAUUGACUUGUGUCAGUGGACGCUUGCUGAGGUCCAUACCGUUUUUCGUUUUCAAAGGGGCUGAAUAAGUAGGCCGGGAACCAGUAUCUUACGAUUGCAUUCAUUAUUAUUUCAAGAUUUGAUAUUUGGGUCGAAUACAUCAUCCAAAAUGUCGACUAGUAGCCCCGAAGCGGUGAAGAAAUUACUCGAGAACAUGCAGACGGAUCUGCGGUCCCUGUCAAUGGAAUGCAAGAAGAAAUUCCCCCCAGUCAAAGAGGCUGCUGAGUCUGGGAUAGUCAAGAUCAAGACCAUCGCCGCGAGGAAUUCAGACAUCUUGGCAACUCUGAAGGAGAACAGCUCGGAGGUAGUGCAGCCAUUCCUGAUGGGCUGUGGCACCAAGGAGCCCAAGAUCACCCAGCUGUGUCUGGCUGCUAUCCAGAGACUCAUGUCCCACGAGGUGGUUUCUGAGGCUGCAGCUGGGAACAUCAUUAACAUGCUGUGGCAGUUGAUGGAAAACGGGCAGGAGGAACUGAAGCUCCUGCAGACUGUGUUGGUGCUGCUCACCACCAACACAGUGGUACAUGACCAAGUCCUGUCCAAGGCUAUCGUGCUGUGUUUCCGCCUGCACUUCACCAAGGACAACAUCACCAACAACACAGCCGCCGCCACCGUCAGACAAGUCGUCACCGUGGUAUUCGAGAGGAUGGUCGCGGAGGACGAGCGCUUCAAAGACAUCGUGGACCAGCCUCCUCCAGUCCAGGGUAACACUAACCGGAGGUCUGUUAGCACCCUGAGGCCCAGUGCUAAAGACGCCUACAUGCUGUUCCAGGACCUAUGUCAGCUAGUAAAUGCUGAUGCCCCCUACUGGCUGGUAGGGAUGACAGAGAUGACACGGACGUUUGGUCUGGAGCUCCUGGAGUCGGUCCUCAAUGACUUCCCUAGGGUCUUCCUGCAGCACCAGGAGUUCAGCUUCCUGCUGAAGGAGCGUGUGUGUCCGCUGGUCAUCAAGCUGUUCUCCCCCAACAUCAAGUUCCGUCAAGGCAACAGCAGCGCCGCCUCCCCAGCCCCUGUAGAAAAACCCUACUUCCCCAUCUGCAUGAGGCUGCUCAGAGUGGUAUCUGUGCUCAUCAAACACUUCUACAGCCUACUGGUGACAGAGUGUGAGAUCUUCCUGUCUCUGCUGGUGAAGUUCCUGGAUGGAGAGAAGCCUCAGUGGCUUAGAGCUGUGGCCGUGGAGUCAGUCCACCGGCUGUGUGUACAGCCACACCUGCUACGGUCUUUCUGCUUGUCCUAUGACAUGAAGCAGCACUCCACCAAGGUGUUCAGGGACAUCGUCAAUGCUCUGGGCUCCUUCAUCCAGUCCCUUUUUAUUGUCCUCAACACAGGAAAUCCUGCUGCUACCAACACUUCCACCGGUGGGUCAGGGGCCCAGGGGGCUGCCCAGGGGGCUGCCCAGGGGGGUCCAGGCGCAGGAGGUCAGGGUGGGAGUCUAACCACACAGGCUGCCUUUGAGUACCGCGGUACCUGGAUCCCCCUCAUGACCGUCAGUGUUCAGGGCAGUGCCAAGGCUACCUAUCUGGAGAUGUUGGACAAGGUGGAGCCCCCGUCUAUCCCAGAGGGUUAUGCUAUGUCUGUGGCCUUCAGCGCCCUGCUGGACCUGGUCCGAGGCAUCACUUCCAUGAUAGAGAGAGCGUUGGCCAAGGAGGAGGAGGAGGCGGCUGUACGCAGGGAGGCCAACCCAGACCAGAACACCCAGCUUGAGCCUGGGGCCCAUCUGGUAUGGGAAGAGAUGGUCAGUGCGUGUUGGUGUGGUCUACUGGCUGCGCUCUCUCUCCUGCUGGAUGCCAGUACAGAUGAGACUGCGACAGAGAGCAUCCUGAAGGCAGAGCUGACCGUGGCGGCGCUGUGUGGUCGCCUGGGCCUCGUGACGCCCCGCGACGCCUUCAUCACAGCCAUCUGCAAGGCCUCGCUGCCCCCACACUACGCCUUGACUGUCCUCAGCAGUAAUACAGCCAACAUUAACAAGGCUAAGAAGACAGCCUCUAAAACCGCGCCAUUGGCCAAGGCCACUACCACGCACCCUCCAAAAAUGUCUAGGGGAAACACUGGCGCGUCCUACUCCAUCCAGGGCCAGAGUGUUCAGAUCAUCAGUUCCUCCAGUGAGUCUCAUCAGCAGGUGGUGGCUGUGGGACAGCCUCUCUCUGUACAGCCCCAAGGCACAGUAGUGCUGACAGCUAAGAAUAUCCAGUGUAUGCGGACCUUGUUGAACCUGGCCCACUGCCAUGGGGUGGUGCUGGGAACCUCCUGGCAGCUGGUGCUGGCCACGCUGCAGCACCUAGUGUGGAUCCUAGGUCUGAAGCCUGGGGUUGGAGGUGCUCUGAAGCCUGGUCGUGCAGUAGAGGGGCCAAGCACGGUGCUGACCACGGCUGUGAUGACGGACCUGCCUGUCAUCUCCAACAUCCUGUCUAGGCUCUUUGAGAGCUCCCAGUACUUAGACGAUGUGUCACUGCAUCACCUGAUCCACGCACUGUGCUCCCUCUCUCUGGAGGCUGUGGAGAUGGCCUAUGGAACUAACAAGGAGCCGUCUCUGUUUGCUGUUGCCAAGCUGCUGGAGACCGGCCUGGUCAACAUGGACCGUAUAGAGAUCCUGUGGAGGCCCCUCACUGGACAUCUACUGGAGAAGGUCUGCCAGCACCCCAAUGCCAGAAUGAGAGAGUGGGGGGCUGAGGCUGUGACCUCCCUAAUCAAAGCUGGCCUGGCCUACAAACACAACCCCCCUCUGGCACAGAACCAGAGGCUGCAGCUCCUGUUGUUGAACCCGCUGAAGGAGCUGUCCAACGUGCUCCAUGCAGACAUCCGUCAGAAGCAGCUGGAGAGCGUGCUGCAGAUCCUCCAGAGCCAAGGGGACAGUCUGGGGCCCGGCUGGCCCUUAGUGCUGGGCGUAAUAGGGGCCAUCCGCAACGACCAGGGAGAGUCAUUGAUCCGAACAGCCUUCCAGUGCCUGCAGUUGGUGGUGACUGACUUCCUCCCCACCAUGCCUUGCGCGUGCCUCCAGAUCGUAGUGGACGUAGCUGGCAGCUUCGGCCUCCAGAACCAGGAGCUCAACAUCAGCCUCACCUCCAUAGGACUCCUGUGGAACAUCUCCGACUACUUCUUCCAGAGGGGCGAGGCCAUCACCCAGGAACUAGAGAGGGAGGAGGCCGCGCUGCAGAAGCAGGCUCAGGAAAAGGGUGAGCCCUUGAACAGGCCCUUCCACCCGGCCCCUCCCUUCGACUGCCUGUGGCUGUGUCUGUACGCCAAGCUGGGCCAGCUGUGUGUGGACCCCCGGCCCGCGGUCAGGAAGAGCGCCGGUCAGACCAUGUUCUCCACCAUCGCUGCCCACGGCACCCUGCUGCAGCAGCCCACCUGGCACAUCGUGGUCUGGAAGGUUCUGUUCCACCUGCUGGACUGUGUGAGGAAGUCUUCCACUACUGCCGAUAGGGAAAAGAUUGAGUCGGGGGGCGGGAACAUCCUCAUCCACCACUCACGGGACACAGCUGAGAAACAGUGGGCGGAGACCUGGGUGCUGACGCUGGCAGGGGUGGCUCGUAUCUUCAACACCAGGAGAUACCUGCUGCAGCAGCUAGGUGACUACUUCAAGGCGUGGGAGGUUCUGUUGGACCACAUCCAGUCUGCUGCCCUCAGUAAGAACAGUGAGGUCUCCCUGGCCGCGCUCAAGUCCUUCCAGGAGAUCCUCCAGAUCGCCACGCCCGUCAAGGACUCCACCAUGUCCACUGACGCUCUGGCUGCCAUGGGUGUUCCCCCCGUCCUCAUCGACCCCCUCAGCGCCCCGGGCCCCGGCAGACCCCUGCUGCGCUCCGACUCGAUGCUGGAGAGGCUGACGAGCUACAACGGCGCCGAACUCCAGGCCCCUCCCCCAGGGGAGGAAUCGACACUGGAGGAUGCGGCGCUGUGGUGGUCGGCGUGGAACACCUGGUACCGGACGGGCACAGACAGCACGAGGCCCCCUAGUGGCGGGACGGGGACAGACAGACCCUCCUUCGUCCCCAGCCAGCCCUUCCUGACAGCGUUAGUCCAGAUCUUCCCUGCCCUCUACCAGCACAUAAAGACUGGCUUCAGCAUGGAGGACCUGAGGAAACUGGGGGUGAUCCUCCACGGGGCUGUGUCCAUACCCAUCAGCAGUGACGCCUCGCCCUUCAUCCUGCCCUCUUACACCGAGGCUGUCCUCACCAGCCUGCAGGAGGCUGUGCUCACCGCGCUCGAUGUGCUGCAGAAGGCCAUCUGUGUGGGCCCAGAGAACCUGCAGGUCAUGUACCCAGCCAUCUUUGAACAGCUGCUCCUCUUCGUCGAGUUCUCCUGCAAACCCCCCCAGUACGGCAAGAUGGAAACCAAACAUGUGGCCAACGCCAAAUACAACCAGAUCCAGCUGUUUACACCGGCAGAAUGGGUUGCCUUAAACUACGUGCCCUUUGCUGAGAGGUCCCUGGAGGUGGUGGUGGACCUCUACCACAAAACAGCCUGUCACAAAGCUGUCAUCAACGAGAAAGUCCUACAGAACAUCAUCAAGACCCUGCGGAUGCCACUGGGCCUAAAGUAUGGGUGUCCGUCAGAGAGCACGUGGAAGCUAGCUGUGUCAUCCCUGCUCAAGGUGCUGUCCACCGGGCUGCCCGUGGCCCGUCAGCAUGCCUCCUCUCGGAAGUUUGACACUAUGUGGCCAGAGCUGGCCAAUGCCUUCAAAGACUUCCUUUUCACCAAAAGCACACCUCCAGACAAUGUGUCCAUCCAGGAGUUCCAGAAGAAUGAAGCCAUUGACGUUGAGGUGGUGCAGUUGAUCAGCACAGAGAUCUUGCCGUUUGCCAUCUUCAUCCCCAAAGACUUUGUUGGCCAGAUUAUGGCCAUGCUUAAUAAAGGAUCCAUUCACUCACAGUCCUCCUCAUUCACAGAGGCAGAGGUAGACGUGCGGAUGCGGGAGGAGUUCUCCAAAGUGUGUUUUGAGACGCUGCUCCAGUUCUCUUUCAGUAACAAGGUGUCCACGCCCCAGGAGGGCUACAUCUCCCGCAUGGCCCUCUCUGUGCUCCUCAAGAGGUCCCAAGACGUGUUGAGGCGCUACGUGGACGAUGAGAGGCUGAGUGGACGCUGCCCACUGCCCAGUGGACAGAGGAUGAAGCUUGAUUGCCAACUUCUCAGGCAACAAGUGACGGAAAUCAUCUUUGUCUUAAAAGCUAUCAGCACUUUGAUGGACUCACUUAAAAAGACCCAGCCAGAAAAUGUGGAUGGGACCACGUGGGCCCAGGUCAUUGCACUGUAUCCUACCCUGGUGGAGUGCAUCACCUGCUCCUCCUCUGAGGUCAGCUCAGCGCUGAAGGAGGCCAUGGGGCCCUUCAAAGACUUUAUGCAGCCCCCUGUCUCCAGAGUACAAAACGGAGAGUCCUGACUGUACUGUAACAUUCCAUGUCCAACCCUUUUUUUAUGAAGGAAUUCAUAAUGAAUGUGUCCUCCUGAGACCCAAACACACACUUCACACAAGUGGAUGGAAGGAUAGACGGACGGACUCUUUUACUUCAUAUGAGCCCAUCUAACAGACAGUAACCAGUGGCAACUGAGCUCCCCCGGCAACUGCUCGGUCCACAACGACAACUCUGACUUGCUACACACGACAUCAUCAAUGUAUGCUUCUAAUACACGCUGGUUGAUACCGCCUCUCAUUCUGACUGGCUGGACUUGUGUAUUAACUGCUACAGUAAAACAAUUGCAGUGUUUUCAUUUGUUUUAUUUUGAUUUCUUGAAUAGAGUCAAUGUACAGUGUGUGGUUAGUGUUGAUAUAAUUAAGAAAAAACUAAAAGUACUGGGGCUAUAUGGACCUUUAAAAAGAUUGAGAGGGGGAAAGAUGAUUACCUUUUUGUGAAGUUUUUAACAUCUAGGAUUUUAUUCCAAAUCUUACAGUAACAUUCCAUGUCAUCUUUUAGCUGACCUGAGAAGGGUACUUGUCUGUAUAAAAUAAAUGGGAGAGUUCUACAAACAAUUAAAUUAUUUUUGUGUGUG